Molecule: messenger RNA, 1533 nt
Organism: Dothidotthia symphoricarpi CBS 119687
Lineage: Eukaryota; Fungi; Ascomycota; Dothideomycetes; Pleosporales; Dothidotthiaceae
Exons: 4
Coding region: 1-1533 (510 amino acids)
Source: RefSeq, a predicted model, not a curated record
AUGAAGUCCUACACGACCAUUUCGGCCACUGUGGCCCUCCUCUCCGGAACCACCGAGGCUUUCUGGCGCAUGCCAUGCCACUCCCGAACGGCCUUUGCCCGUCUCGAUCCCAUUGUUGACCCCGGUGUCGCCUCGAGCCACGUCCACGCCAUCCACGGUGGAAGCAACUUCGCCGAGACGACCACCUACGACAUGCUCCGAGACUCGAACUGCACGUCCUGCCAGUUCAGCGACGACAAGUCGGCAUACUGGACGCCUUCCCUCCACUUCAUCCACACCAGUGGCAAGACCGAGGUGGUUCCCCAGGUCGGUGGCAUGCUCGCCUACUACCUGCUUCUCGGAGAGGACCUCAAGGCCUUCCCCGAGGGCUUCCAGAUGCUUGCUGGAGACGGCCAACUGCGCAACUUCACCGGUCCCGUGCCUGACCUGCCAACCUCAUCGUGGACAUCCGACGACAAGACCCAGGUUUCUCUUGGACAGAAGUCUUUGGGCUUCAACUGCCUGAACUACGCCAAGAACCCCGAGGGUUCGCGUUACCGCCACUUCCUGCCCGAUAAGUCGUUCAUGGACGAGAACUGCGCCGAUGGUAUCCGUGCCGAGAUCUUCUUCCCGUCUUGCUGGAACGGCAAGGACGUCAAGAGCGCCGAUCACAAGAGCCACAUGGCCUACCCUGACCUGAUCGACGGCGGUAACUGCCCCAAGGGCUACGAGACCCGUCUCCCAUCGCUCUUCUAUGAGACCAUCUGGAACACAUACGCCUUCAAGGGUAUUGACGGACAGUUCACCUGGUCUAACGGUGACCCCACUGGCUACGGAUACCACGCCGAUUUCAUGAACGGCUGGAACAUCAACACGCUCCAGUCUGCCGUGGACGACUGCACCAACGCCUCGGGACGAGUUGAGGACUGCUCGCACUUCACCCCCAGCCUGCAGACCGAGGCCGAGCAGGGCAUGUGCUACAUCGAGGACAUGCCCAGCAACCUGAAGAACGACGACUGCGACGGCCCAUCCGACGGUCUCUGCGGCAACGUCCCCAUCCAGUUCGGUCCCAAGUACGCCACAGCCCUCGAGAACGGCAACACCGAGGCCCAAACCGCUACCGUCAAGCCCUCGGUCUCCGUCUCCGUCCCCACCCUGUCCUACGCCUCUGCCUCGUCUGAGGCCACCGACAAGUGGGGCGGCGGCGUCUCCGUCUACAGCUCCGCCUCCUCCGAGGCCGCCUACUCCAGCGACGCCGCUUACUCCAGCGAAGCCGCCUACUCCACUGAGGAAAGCGCCGCGUACGCCGCGGCUGUGACUUCUGUCGCCGCCGCCGCAGAGUCCGCCGCUGCACCCCUCAUCACGCCUUCCCCCUCGUCUGGCGCCGACGCCGCCCAGACCUCGGACUGCUCCACCACUACGUACACCAAGGACGGCAUCCUGUACGAGAUCGCUAUCGAGGAGGUGACCGUUACCGUCACCCAGGAGGCAGGCUACAAGGCUCGUCGCCAUGCUAACGCGCAUCGUCGUCGUAGCAAUGUUGGCCAGCACUAG